AUGUAUAAAUUACGCCUGUUAGUGUUUGGUUUAAGUGUGUUGAACUUUGUCACAUCUGAUGAGAACAAGACCUGUGAAAUUGCAAAAUCCUUUGCAAAAUCAUCACCACCUGAUAACACAGUCAGUGUACAUUGUGAUGCUGACAAAUCUUGUGCAGGUUUCCACUGCCAAGGAGUUUAUCUUAUCAGUAAUACUCAUUUGCAUAUAAAGAAAGGUGAUCCGGUAUGCUUUGGAGUAAUGAUUAAUCAUUGUGAUACUCCAUUGUCCAUGGAUGUCUAUUUCCAGAAUGUGUUAAUGAAUUCCUCUUUCCAAAGACGUCUUCAUCACAAUGCAAGCAUACCAAUACCUGGUAUUACAUUGAGAACGGAUACAAGUAAAGUAGAUUUGUUUUUAUUUGUUGAAAUGACUCAUAAAGACAAUAAAGUGACCAUUGCAUUAACAGCCAGAGUACGUUUUACUGUGGGCAAGAUAGUAAACUGGCCUGAUGCUUUAAAUUUUAAAGUGAUUCCUGAAAAGACAUUUCCAGUUCCUCCCUGUCCUCCAGGUGAAAACAGGAAUGUGACACAAAUUCCAGUUUUUCCAUCCUGUGUUGCACCAACAGUUGUAGCUCCAUCAACUACUACAGUCAAGCCAAUGUCUAAAACUUAUGGAAAACUUUGUGACCCUACAAAAGUGUAUCAAUGUAGCCAAAAUGAGAUGUGCACUUUCAAUAAAAUAUGUGGUUGUUCAACUGGAAUGGUUCUGAAUCCUAUUUCAGGAUAUUGUGAUAAUCCAGGUGCUUCACCCAAGCAUAAACUGGAGCCAGUUGCUGAAACUACUAUAAAAAGUACAAUUGUUUCUUCAAACAGUUUAGUGCCUGCUGCUCCUCAAACAGCAGUUAGUGAUCCAAAAAAGAGCAAUACUGGUUUGAUCACUGGACUAGCAGUUGGUGCUGUGGCUGUUCUUGGAAUUGUCAUCUUGGUUUCAUUUCUCAUUUGGAGAUCUCGAUCUACUCACUCUGAUCAUGUGCCUAUUGUUGACAAUGAAGAAGUGGUUAUCUAA
Molecule: messenger RNA, 1041 nt
Organism: Acanthosepion pharaonis
Lineage: Eukaryota; Metazoa; Mollusca; Cephalopoda; Sepiida; Sepiidae
Source: the annotation of a GenBank genome assembly